Messenger RNA from Psylliodes chrysocephalus, 1676 nucleotides. NCBI's taxonomy places the organism in Eukaryota, Metazoa, Arthropoda, Insecta, Coleoptera, Chrysomelidae. The record is from the annotation of a GenBank genome assembly.
GUGUUUCUCUUGGAUUGAGAAGUGUCAGACCAUUGAGAAGUGUUUUAAAAAUUGCGCACACGUAAAAGUAGUUCUGUAAAUCUGUAAUGCAUUUACCGAGCAAUCACAACUUAUCGAAGAUGACGGAUAUGUACACCUCCUUGCAAGAAACUCUCCAAGAAUACCACGGCGAACUGGUUCAGACGGGCAGCCCGGCUAUUUUGUGUAGUGUUUUACCAACGCAUUGGCGGUCUAAUAAAAGUUUACCUAUAGCUUUCAAAGUCGUAGCUUUGGACGAUGUCGUAGACGGUACUACGGUGACUUUAAAAGCCGGUAACGACGAAAACUAUUGUGCCGAGUUGAGGAACCAUACCGCGGUUAUGAAAAAUCAAGUUGCUAAGUUUAAUGACUUGCGAUUUGUCGGUAGAUCCGGUAGAGGAAAAAGUUUUACAUUGACAAUUACUAUUAGCACCGGUCCUUUUUAUCAGAUGGCUACGUAUAAUAAAGCGAUUAAAGUGACUGUAGAUGGACCAAGAGAACCUAGAACUAAAUCAAGUUACCAAUAUGGAUAUGGUAUGCCUGGAUUACCAGGUGGAUUUAAUCCAUUUUUUAUAAAUCCUGGAUGGAUAGAUGCCGCAUACAUGACAUACGCCUUUCCAGAUUAUCUCAGACGAACUGCAAAUAUUCCACAAUCUGGAAGCAUGCAUACGCCUCUAGUCAAAGGAUCACCUUUAGCUCCAAACGUUCAACCGCCACACGAUUUCUUCAUACCGCCUCCAACAGGUCAUCCUUCGCCUUUUCACUCUAGUCCAAAUUUCCUGACGACAACAGUACCCCAGUUUGCACAAGAAAUCAAUAAACUGGCCAGUUUUGAAAUGCCUUUGAGACCUGUGAUGCCCAGUCCCCUAGACCAACUGAGUAUGAGGAUAUCCCCACUUUCGAAUAGUCAAAGUAUCAGUCCUCAGCUCCCGACGAAUGCUCAAGAAACAAAGAUUCAUUCUACCGUCGAUCAAUCGUCUUCGUCGGAAUGUUCUGAAGAUGAAGACAUCGAUGUGGUGAAAUCCGCGUUUGUACCAAUUAAGUCGGCUAGUAAGCUAUUACAAGAAAUUCAGCAUCCCGAUUCUACUGUUCAGGAUAAAGAACCUUUAGACAAAUGUGAACUUAAAGCGCCUAAUCUAAGGACGGUUAAAAAUAUUUCGGUUAGUGUUACCUCUCCAAAUACAAAAUUCACGUCUUCGCCUGCUGUAAAUGCCAUUAAAGCAGUAUGGAGACCAUAUUAGUUUUUUUAUGUAUCCUUAGUUAUCGUGAAAACUGAAACUUUUGCUGGUAUUUUAUUUAUGGUUUUGUGACAUAAAAUGACACAAACACUAUAUUUGUUCUAAGCUCAAAUUCACUUGCAGUAUUACCACCAGCUAUUGUUUUAGUUUUCAUAGUACCUCUGGUUUUAUUUUUAAUUUUACUUGUUGCAAUAUUGUAUAGAAAAAUGUACGAAAGCUUUAUUUAUUUGUAUAAAUUUAUUGUAUAUAGUGUAUAAAAGAUGUGUUAUAGAUAUUUGACAGAUUUUAAAGAAUUUGAGAAUGUACUGCAAUUGUGAUAGCAGAUUAACUGAUAGAUAUUUAGGUAUUUUUGUACAAAUAUUAUUAGGAUUCUUUACUGGAUUCUUUAAUAUGGCAAAUAAACGAGUUUCUAUUAAUAUA